GAGACACCUCUUACUUUGAUUGGUUGGUUGGUUUGGCCCUCCACUGCACUGCUGAAGGUGAAACAGCUUCUGCAAUUAGGAACAGUUUUCAGUAUAAUAUUAUGUCAUCAAGUGGACUUUUAACCAUGCGGACUCAGUUUUGCAGGCACCUGACUCAAAAGUACCUUUCAAGGACCUACUCAUCUCGCCCUUCACUAAAUGAAGUGUUCAUCGUUAGUGCGGUCCGUACCCCAAUGGGGUCGUUCAGAGGAAGCCUGUCAGCAGUACCUGCCACCAAGCUGGGCUCCAUUGCCAUCAAAGGAGCUGUCGAAAAAGCAGGUAUACCAGCAGAGGAGGUGAAGGAAGUAUACAUGGGCAACGUAUUGCAGGCAGGGGAGGGACAAGCCCCCACCAGACAAGCCUUACUGGGAGCAGGGUUAAGCCUCUCCACUCCAGCAACAACCAUCAACAAAGUCUGUGCCUCAGGAAUGAAGUCUGUGAUGCUGGCUGCUCAAAGUCUAAUGUGUGGCCACCAGGAUGUGAUGGUGGCCGGCGGUAUGGAGAGCAUGUCAAACGUCCCUUACGUGAUGGGGAGAGACACCCCAUCCUACGGAGGCUUGAAGGUGGAGGACAUCAUCGUGAAGGACGGCCUCACCGAUGUCUACAACAAGUUCCACAUGGGAAACUGUGCCGAAAACACAGCCAAGAACAGCCAGAUCACCCGGGAAGAGCAGGAUGCCUACGCCAUCAGCUCCUACACCCGCAGCAAAGCAGCGUGGGAAGCUGGGGUGCUCGCCAGAGAGAUUGUACCUGUCAGCAUCCCCCAGAGAGGCAAGCCGGACGUUGUUGUGGCAGAGGAUGAGGAGUGGAGGCGUGUGGACUUCAGCAAAGUCGCCAAGCUGAGGGCUGUGUUCCAGAAAGAGAACGGCACAGUAACUGCAGCCAAUGCCAGCACGCUGAACGAUGGUGCGGCUGCUCUGGUACUCAUGACUGCAGACGCAGUAAAGAGACUCAACGUCACUCCACUGGCCAGGAUCGUCUCAUUUGCUGAUGCUGCCGUUGCCCCUAUUGACUUCCCUAUUGCUCCUGCAUUUGCUGUACCGAAGGUGCUGGAAGCAGGUGGAGUGAAGAAGGAGGACAUCACCAUGUGGGAGAUCAACGAGGCCUUCAGCGUGGUGGUCCUGGCCAACAUCAAGAUGCUGGACAUCGACCCCGCCAAGGUCAACGUCAAUGGAGGGGCUGUGUCUCUUGGACACCCUAUUGGGAUGUCAGGGACAAGAAUUGUGGGACACAUGGUGCACCACCUGGAGGCCGGCCAGUACGGCCUCGCCGGGAUCUGCAACGGUGGGGGUGGAGCCUCCUCCAUCCUAAUCCAGAAGCUGUAGGAAACCUCACGCUCCACUCACUCCUGCGUCCUCAUCAGGACUGCCUGGAGAAAGUUUCAUCGAUGUACUCGGUUGAGAUGACAAUACUCCAAGCACUUUGUCAUUUAUCUGAAGCAAACUCUGUACCUGAAAGGUGACUGUGGCUAGAUGACUGUAUGCAAACAGAUAUUAUUAUGACUCCAUGUUUGAGACACUCCUGUGUGCAAAUAACUUCUGGUUACCGUUGAACUUUUGGACUUAUGAAUAGGAUGAAUAAAUAGUUUUUAUGAAUGA
Hypomesus transpacificus is the source of this 1637-nucleotide messenger RNA. It is a transcript of the gene acat1, whose product is annotated as acetyl-CoA acetyltransferase 1. Bases 102 to 1364 code for a protein of 420 amino acids. The record is from RefSeq and is a predicted model, not a curated record. Gene Ontology annotation, biological process: fatty acid beta-oxidation. Gene Ontology annotation, molecular function: acetyl-CoA C-acetyltransferase activity. The transcript is spliced from 12 exons. NCBI's taxonomy places the organism in Eukaryota, Metazoa, Chordata, Actinopteri, Osmeriformes, Osmeridae.